Messenger RNA from Esox lucius (northern pike), 2246 nucleotides. RefSeq names its product cyclic nucleotide binding domain containing 1 (gene cnbd1). Bases 281 to 1504 code for a protein of 407 amino acids. The transcript has 13 exons. Lineage: Eukaryota; Metazoa; Chordata; Actinopteri; Esociformes; Esocidae. The record is from RefSeq and is a predicted model, not a curated record.
CUUUGAAUGCGGGCAGUGGCCGGAUUAACACGGUUAUUCGGUUUUCCUUAUUGUCAUUUAUUUAUUUUUCUAGGCAAAUGCCUCUUCAUCCUCCUAGUUUGCAGCGCACUGGUAUGUUUUUUUAAUGCAUUUAUUCUUUCUGACGUCACUGAUGUCAUCCUAGCCAGAUGGUCAGAAAAUCCAGGGGAUCGAUUACACUCAUCUAAAGGCAUUAUGCCGAAUCAACGGGCUCAGACUUGGAGACCGUCACCAGUCCACGGAAGAGGCACAUGAAGACUUCAUGAACUCCUAUCAAAAGAUAUUUCUUCAGCCAAAGAAAGUUGUUCCCUAUAUCCCUAUCCAGGCGGUUAGCAAAAUCGCUCCCAGCCCAGAGAGGCUAGAAGCAAGUGAAAGCCAGACGUUUCAGGGUGUGAACAGGGGCCAAGGUCAUAGGAGACAGAACCAGGAGACACUCAUCAACCACGUGAUCAAUGCCCUGAAGAAGUUCCCAAUAGAGCGGUCCCAGUUGGAGCACCAGUCCAUCCAUAAGAUGCUGAAGAUGGUCCCAUGUCUCACAGCCCACCUAUCCAGGGAGGAGCUCUGGCAGAUCAGUACCAUCGCCAUCAUAGAGACAUGGGACAAAGAACAGAUCAUAUUCGGACACAAUGGAUUCUACCUUAUCCUGAAAGGUUCAGUGAGGCCGUUCUCCCAAGAAACAUCUAAGGAAGCUGUUGAUCUGAAGGGCCCAGUGAUAGGUGUGGGUGGAAGCUUUGGGUCAUUAGAACCACCUGCCGCCACAGAGGUAGGCUUUACCAUUCAUUGUACAAUAACUCAGGAACUUUGUGAGAUCCUCAAGAUCUCCCACUUAGGCUACGCCAUGAUGAAAAAGGAGAUCCUGGCACAGAACAAUGCUCUGAAAGAAUCUCUGAUCCAGGGUUGUCAGUUCUACCUGCAGUGGCCCAAGCUAUCUAUAAAAAGGCUCGCAAACCUCAUUCAGAUGAAGAACUUUCCACCCAAUCACGUACUGGUGAAGGAAGGUAUGGUGUGUCCAUUUGUGGCCUACAUACGAGAUGGGGAGUGUAACAUCCUCCAGGAUAUUAACUUUCUAAAAAAGAUCCCGCUGGAGAAGGGCAGAAGGAUGAAGUAUGUUGUUGUGGGGAAGCUUGGACCAAUGGAAUCAUUUGGUGAGGUGAGCAUUCUGCUUGACCAGCCCUCCCCCUGCAGCAUCACCACGGCAACAGAGGUGCAAAUGGGACUCAUCCAAACAGAUGCUCUGAAAGGACUUGAUUCAGUAACAGUGUCACUGAUGUUACAAACAGCACAGCCAACUUAUGGAAAGUUGAGUCAGGAUGAAAUUAAACAGGAGUACAUGAGGCAAGAGAGACUCAAGGAGUGGGAACACGUUAAGAAGAGAGUGUUGUCUGAUGCCCUGUUCUACAACGGGAUCCAGCCAGGGAAAGGGAAGUGGACUUUCAGUAGGGGAAUUGGGAGAAGAUGUCUGGACAGAAGGAACCCAAUCCAGUGAACACACACCAGAAUGUACUGCCUGCCUUAACUCCAGAUGUUAUAAUGUCAGAAAACAGGAACUGCCAAACCCUAAUUAGCUGUUUGAAUUCAUUCCCUUGAGUAUGCCAAUCCCAUGCUUCAAUCCCACUUCUGACACCAAACCAUCAAAUAUAUGCCCCAAAGUGACUUCCAUUUUCUGCCUGUAUUUUUGGACUUAAUGUUCUGACAUUGACCUCUCCAGAUGUACACUAAUAUAGCAUCCUAGAAAAUAAACUGUUAUUCCCGCCAGCUUUCACUCUCACUCAAAGCCUUUCAAAUAAGAGGCAAUUAUUAUCAAUCAGCUAGCAGUUUCCACAGCAGUACUUUCUAUGGGCCUACUGGGGCCAGAGGGUCUUGACUCAGGCCACUUAGUUUAACACAACUUCAUGGUGCUUUCUAUAAGAAUGGAAUAUAAGACUUUUUUCUACAUUUAGUUGUUAAAAGUGGGAUUUAAAUUAAUAUAUAUAUACACUUUUUGUUGACAAGCUACACACUAUCAAAUUAUAUUAUAACCUGCAAGUCAAAGGGAAAGAAAAACAUUUCUUUUUUUUUUUUUUUAUGUUCUUGUUAGGGAACUGUAACAUGGCCAAUAUUGUCUUGAGGCUUUUGGGGGGUUUGAGUGGAAACUGUAGUGUUUUUGUCUUUUAUCUACCUGCCACACUGGCUGAUGAACCAAAAUGUUGGUUCAUCAUGUCCUGAACACAAUACUACCUAUUGUAACC